Nilaparvata lugens (brown planthopper) is the source of this 8062-nucleotide messenger RNA. Its product is annotated as Down syndrome cell adhesion molecule-like protein Dscam2. Gene Ontology annotation, molecular function: protein binding. Gene Ontology annotation, biological process: cell-cell adhesion; axon guidance. Gene Ontology annotation, cellular component: axon; plasma membrane. The record is from RefSeq and is a predicted model, not a curated record. The transcript is spliced from 34 exons. Lineage: Eukaryota; Metazoa; Arthropoda; Insecta; Hemiptera; Delphacidae. Bases 120 to 5900 code for a protein of 1926 amino acids.
GGGGUGUAUGCUUGCUGGAUCCGCGUCGCGACGCUCAGUUCGUGACUGCGACGCUCAGUGGAAGCAACCCCUUCGCGUUGUGUGCAUCCAAUCACCACGUGUUCGCUCAUAGAAUACAAAUGCUGACUCUACUACUUGCAGUGAUCGCACAUAGUCAUGGUGUAGCUGGCCAUGGUCAAGGUCCAAUAUUCCAGCAUGAGCCGCCGCCCUGGCUGGAGUUGACCAACUCUAGUGGCGGAACUUUGUCCUGCUCCGCCCAAGGCACGCCACAGCCGGACAUCCGCUGGCUCGACCACACCGACAAGGAAGUCACUCACAUUCCCAGAUUACGAGAAGUGCUGCUGAACGGCAGUCUAUUCUUUCCACCCUUCGCAGCCGAGGAGUUCCGGCCAGAUGUUCACAGUGCCACUUACCGCUGUUUGGCCACCAAUCCAAUUGGAACCAUUGUCUCGCGUGCGUCAAAACUGCGUCCAGACAUGCAAGGCACGUACCCACUGCGCGCAGAGGACGCAGUCGUGCUGCAAGGCAACGUUGCCGUGUUGCGCUGCAGUGUUGCCAGUUCGGCGCACCACUUCCUCACCUGGUUGCACGACGAGCCGCUGAUAGGACGGUCGGCAGUGCACGCGGGCGGUCGUUAUGUCAUCACGUCGACGGGCGCUCUCCACGUGCGGGACACGUCGCAAGUCGAUUCCUACUCUCGGUUCUACUGCCAGACCGUCAACAAGGUCACAGGCGAACGACGGCUUAGUCCCGCCGCCAAGAUUAUUAUUACAGAGCCGAACGAUAACAUUCCACCUCGCAUAGAGAACUCGGUAUCGAGUGUUCACGCACGAAUUGGUUCGAGUACCGAGCUGAUAUGCGCUGCUCAGGGUUCACCUCCUCCCCAAUACAGGUGGUAUAAGGAGAAGGGAGACUCGCUAGAAGAGCUGUUGCCGGGUUCGAUAUCGGUGCGCCCUCUGGAUUCAGUUCUACAGCUGCCGCGAGUGAGGGCGGAGGACGGCGGUCGCUACGUGUGCGUGGCUAGCAACGUUCUCGGCGAGGACCGCAGGGAGCUUCUGCUGUCCGUCGCAUCCGCGCUUUCCGUACAUGUCCGGCCGCAGUAUCAGGCAGUGGACGGUGGUUCGUCGGCCGUGUUCAACUGCAGCGUCCAGGGGGGCAGCGGAGGUGGUAGCGGAGGCGGCGAGACCCCCAGUGUGCAGUGGCUGAAGGACGGGCGGCCGCUGCUCGAAGGCGGUCAGGUGGGCUUUGUGAGGGGUGGGGGCGGGGGUGGUUCCGAGACACUUUUAAUGAGAAGCGUGACCAAGCACAACCGUGGCAUGUACCAGUGCUUCGCACGCAGCGGCGAUGAGACUGCUCAGGCCAGUGCCGAGUUGGCGCUUGGAGCGAUUCCGCCAGAACUACAGUCGACGUUCAUCGAGCAAACCGUUCAGCCGGGUGUGACUGUGUCGCUGCGCUGCGUGGCGUCGGGCAACCCACCGCCCAGGGUGACGUGGCGUCUCGACGGCGGCGUACUGCCCGCCCAGGCCGCCUACAUGUUCGGCUCCUUCCACGACCCGUCCACGGGUGACGUCGUCAGCCAUCUUAACCUGACACACGUGCACGUGCAACAUGGCGGCCUCUACACGUGUGUGGCUCGCAACAAUCUGGCAUCCGUCGAGCAUUCGGCUGCGCUCAACGUCUAUGGCCCGCCAACAGCCCGGCAGGGAGCCGUGAACGUGACAGCGGUGUCCGGCGGCAGUGCGUGGCUGCGAUGCCCUGUUGCCGGCUUCCCGGUUUCCGGCACGACGUGGCAACGCCGCGCCGAGUCGCUUCCGGCGCACUACCGACACCGGCUGUUUGCCAACGGCACCCUCCUGGUGGCCAGGGUCGACUCAGGCCUCGAUGCGGGCGAGUACCGCUGCACCGUCAGGAACCAACAGGGACAGGCGGCCACUGGCCGGCUCUACCUCGAGAUCAUGAAACCUCCUCAAAUCCAGCCGUUCCAAUUUCCUGAUAAUCUGCAGGAAGGUCACAGGGCUCAGGUUUCCUGUACAAUCAUCUCGGGUGAUUUUCCUGUUGAUAUUUCCUGGUACAAGGAUGGUAGACCCCUCACUCAAGAGCCUGAUGUUCAACAACAGGUUCAUCAGUUUGUGAACGCUUUGUUCUUCAGUAAGCUGGGCGCCCACCACUCAGGCCACUACACCUGCAUUGCCAGAAAUGCAGCCGCUCAAACCAACUUCACUGCCAAGCUCAUUAUUAAAGUUGCUCCAACAUGGGCAAUAGAGCCUCAAGAUGUAUCGGUGUUGUAUCAGCAACCAGCUGUAAUCCGCUGCCAAGCCAAUGGAUUUCCUCCACCUCUCAUAACAUGGAUGAAGACAUCGGGAGAAGACCCAUCAGACUUUAUGCAAAUAGAGACCACUCCAGGAUUGUCAGUGUUUUCGAAUGGCACAAUUUACAUACGAUCAACUGAUUCCACUCAUGAAGGGCAAUACUCUUGCCAUGCUAAUAAUGGCAUAGGUAACGUCUUGAAGAAGACCAUUUUUCUGAGAGUUAAUGUUCCUGCGCACUUCGCGACGCGUACGGUGAACCGAAGUGGCGUGGCGGGCGAAGAGGUGACGCUGACCUGUGAGGUGGACGGUGACCUGCCUGUGCAGGUGUUGUGGAGUGCAUCCCCUCGCUUACACCUCCCACCAGCCCACUCCCGCCACACGGCGCGUGGCGUCGCCUCCGAGAUCCGCUUCAUCAAUGUGACGCGUCGUGACGCCGGCACCUACCACUGCAACGCUCACAAUCACUACGGCCAGGACAGUAUGACCAUACAUCUCGCUGUCAAAGAGCCGCCAGACGUGCCUUCGCGCGUUGAGUUGGUGGAAGUGGGAAGUCGAUGGGUGAGCGUGCGGUGGGCGGCGGGUGGAGGGGGGGACCAGGCCCCCAUCACCCAGUACCUCGUGCAGUUCCAGCCAGUGCACGCCUCUUCCCAACAGGUGUGGAGCAAUGUGAGCGUGGGCGGCGCAGUGCACUCUGCGCACCUGAGUGCCCUCUCCCCCGCCUCCGGCUAUCAGGUGCGCGUGCUCGCCGUCAACGAGGUCGGUGUCUCCGCCCCCAGUCCGCCAAUUGUCGCCAACACACUCCAGGAAGCUCCAAGUGCUGCACCAGAGGGAGUGACUGCUGAUGAUAUCAGCCCUGAGACUCUUAUGAUCAAAUGGAAGACGCCGCUGUCGCUGAGCGACGAAGAGGUGCUGGGUUACCAGGUGAGCUUCCGCGAGGUGACGCGCGGCGCGCCGCAAACGCGUACGGUGCGUGGUCGACUCAAGCAGCAGCUGCUGUUGACGGGGUUGCGUCAUUUCGCGCGCUACGAGAUCACUGUGCGCGCCUUCAACCAAGUUGGCCUCGGCGCCACCUCAGCGCCGAUCGUCGCCACCACCACUGAGGGUGUUCCAGACCAGCCUCCUUUGGAAGUGAGAUGCUCUGCACUUUCUUCACAGAGCCUUCGUAUUCGCUGGGAGCCGCCACAUCAGGAUCACACCAAUGGCAUACUGCAAGGAUAUAAGAUUAUUUACAAAUAUGUCAGCCCUCAUCCAGAGAAUGUGGCAGAGAUUGAAGUGAAAAAGACAACCAACCUUGAGACGAACCUGCAUGGCUUGUUCAAGUCAGCCAAUUACUCAAUUAGAGUUGUGGCGUUCACGGGUACUGGUGAAGGUGUCGCAUCUGCGCCUAUAUACUGCCUUACCCAAGAGGAUGUACCUGGACCUCCGGAGCAGGUCAAAGCUCUAGUCAUGACUUCAGAAAGUAUCCUCGUUACCUGGACCCGACCGCUAGAGCCGAAUGGCAAAAUAAUCAAAUACAACAUCUACAUUGUUCAGCCAGAUAAGGAGACAGUGAAGGAGAUAUCGUUCGAGGAUGACGUUCAUGCCUACGAGUGCCGCCGAUUGAAAGAAUUUCAAAGAUAUGAGUUCUGGGUGUCAGCUUCAACCAGCAUCGGUGAAGGCCAACCUAGUGUUAAGAUCACGCAAACACCUCUGUCUAGAGUUCCGGCAAGAAUUGCAUCGUUCUCGGGUCGAGUUGUGGGUACGGCCGGUAGCAAGUUAAUCCUUGGCUGCCACACGGUUGGUCUUCCAGCGCCUACUAGAGUCUGGAGGGAUCCAACUGGAGCCAUUCUCACGCACAACUCUGGCACUCACAAGGUUGCCGACACAGGAAGCCUGGUUGUGAGCCCGCUGUGGAGAGACAUGGCUGGCAACUACUCGUGUCAGGCGGAGAAUGUGUUCGGCAGAGAUCAGGUGGUCUACCAUGUGGUGGUCAUCAUCCCCCCCGCGCCCCCCACCCUAGGGGUCAGCUCCACCUCCACGCACAGCAUUGCCCUCCAGUGGAAGAUCGCUUCCAAUGGCGGCAGUCAGAUUAAUGGAUACAUUCUGAACUAUCGACCGAAAAACAAGGAAUGGCAGCAAAUUACUUUGGAUGCUGACAGAAGAACAUACAACUUGGACAAAUUAUCUUGUGGCACCCAAUAUGAAGUGUAUUUGCAAGCAAGUAACGCUGUAGGAAAAGGCAAAGCAAGUCAGAUACUUAUCACAUCAACAAAGGGUGAUGUUCCAGGAGUAGCCGAACAAGACGACCUGCUUUCCGUCAAUUCGACGUCGGCAACAAUUUUCCUGGAGAGUUUUCCUUCGGGCGCAUGUCCCAUCAAACAGGUUGGCGCCUCUUACAGGGCACAGGGCGACCAGACCUGGCACAGUCUCGGAUCGGAGCUGGGGCCGCACGACGAGGUCACCAUUCCCAACCUGAAACCGGCCACGCGUUACUACUUGCGACUGGUGGCUGCUAACGACGCCGGAAUCACCAGGCAGGAAUAUGUGUUCGCGACUAGGUCAAAAAAUGGAGAACUGAUUCCAUUGGAGUUGAUCCCUGAACAGCCUUCUUCAUCCCUGCUGGCGCAACUCAAUGUCCUCAUUCCUCUCACUUCUGCGAUAUUAUGCGCCAUAGCUCUCAGCUCUUUCGCCUGCUUAUUGUUCAGGAGAAGACAAUACUCUGGCUAUAAAGCAGCCGAAAUAUCUGGAGGGAAGAGUCUAGUCGAACUGGAGAAUCAGAGGAACAAUGAUCAGCAAGGAAGGACGUAUUCGCCGUCUCCGGCCCGAAAGCUCGACUCCUCACUCAGUGUGCAUAAAGGAAGCGACACUUCUGAUUACGAGAUCUGUCCGUAUGCAACAUUCAGUCUUCCAACGCAGCCGGUCGGUCACUCAUUGCAAUUCCAGACAUUCAGCCAGCGAGACUGCUACGAGGGGAGACCCAUGAAGGACUUCCAGCACUAUUCCAGAACAAGGUCGCGGGCUGGAACAUCCAAGAGCCCACCUGACGGUUUGAGCUUAGAAAUCGCCUGCAUUUCGAGCCAGCAAACACUGCCAGUUGGGAGGAAAGGGGGCGGAGGGGGGAAAGGUCCGACUGGUGGUGGAGGAGGAGGAGUAGUUGGAGGAGGAGGGAGUACGACAUUCAUGUCUGACUCGGACAGCAGUGGUGACAAGCCACCCCGCCACAGGAAUCCCACGCCGGGUCUCACGCAGAGGAACACAGAAUCGACAGUUUUCGAGCUGGACUCGAGCACCGAGUCAGCCGAGGCGUCACCGGAAGUGGCACGUCGUCAUGUGACUCGGAGGGGGGUUCCACCAAGAUCAUUUCAGCAGCAGUAUCAGCAGCAGCAAGAGCAGCAGCAGCCGUGCGCGGGAGAGAGAGCGCGAACGGGAGAGAGAGCGAGAGAGAGAGCGCUGCCCGACCCUCCCCCUCCCCCAUCCUCUGCCCCUCCAGCCACCGUCCGGCUUUUCGGACAGCCGGGAAUUGUCGGAGGCGGAAUGCGACCGCGACCGCGACAGGACCGCUGCACCGGACAACUCACAAGCGGUCAGCGGACUUCGGCUGCUCAGACAUGAGGAGCUCGAACAACAGCUGUCCACACUAGUCAAGAGAUAUCGCCAAGAAAGAGACAGGGAGAAACAGGACUACACUAUUCACGUUUGAGUUUGGUUACUCCUUCAAUGAAUUUGCUCAAAAAUAUCUUCCUAUGAUAUUGCUAGGUUGAAGCAGGGUACACAGCAGUCAUUGCUUACUUUUGUUUCUCAUACAAUACCAAGAAAAAUAAUAGCUUAACCGUCUUGUAAAGAUCAAGCAUAUAAAAUAGACAAACAAAAAUUGAAACUGGCCUAUUAAUUGUUUCAUGUUUAAAGUUAUCAGAGAGUUUCUCCACCGCUCCUCUAAUAUGGGCAUGAUUUUUCUUAAGCUAGUCAAAAGUCGAUAAAGGAGACAAAUAUAGGAUAGGAUUCAAUAUCCACUGUAAAAAAAAAUUAUACUGGGUGACGAAAUAGUAAUUUAUUGAAUCUAUUUGUUUUAAUGUGGAAUUAUGUCAUCUUGUAAUCUGUAAUAGAAUAAAAAAUAUACUUCAUAGUUCAAACCAAUGUACCUAGAAUACAAUGUAUUCUAGAUACCUUGGUUCAAACCAGGAUUUUUCGUGGGAAGGAAGAUAACAAUAACAAGGAGUUUGCGCUUGUUUCAAAAUGAUGACUCAUAUCAGCUCUUGAUUGCUGGACUCGUAAAUACCAGUUCAUAAAUGCUUUCAUUCAUACUGAAUCUCGUACUCUCAUUUUAAUUCAGUUCAGUAUUCAUUUACUACUCUCUGAGUUCUGUGAAUCAGUCUUGCUGCUCCAAAACUCUCACUCACGCAUGUUUGUUCACAUCGUCUCUCAGCUCGCAAAACAGACUAUAGGCCUCUAUUAUUGGUGUACAGUGUAGUGAGAUUCACUUUAAAGUUUAAACUGUUAGCAUUCCUUAUAAAUAACAUUAAUACUCUUCAUUAAACUAGUACUGACAAUUUUUAAAGUGAAUCCCACUGUAGAAGGUAAAACUUAAUAUCUGAUGUUCAACGCGUGAAUGACAAUUGAAAUAAUUCUUCUUCCAAAAGACAUAAGACGGACAUUUUUCGAACAAUAGAUCAAUACCUUAUCCUUUGACACGAUGGAUGCAAUUCUGAGCAAUAGAUCAUUUUUCUGCUAUUGAAUUGAAUUUAUUGCGAUGAAAGAUGAAAAAUACAUAAUUGUACAAUAAUAGUUCCAGAUAAAUGUUACAAUAGAUGGGAACUAAUCAAUAAUUAUGGUAACCGCAACGGUAGCUUCAAGAAGUUUAAUGAAAAGUUUCAUCGAAUUAACUUUCAAAAAAUAAUGUUUUAAAGAGAUUUCGGUUGAGAAGACAGUUCAUCCAAAACCCAAACAAUUAUAGUAGGAUUUACUUUGAGUUUUCAGCAUUCCUCAUAAAUAACAUCAUGGCUUCCCAUUCAAACCGUUUGAAGUAAAUCUCACUUCAGUGAACCAAGCUACUCUUACUGGUCUGAAUAAAAACUAGACUACUAGCUUCCUUUAUAAAAAUCAAUGUUACAAUCCAUAGAAAAACAUAAUCUUUCCUAAUCAUAUCUUUCAACUUUUCUAAUUUUCUACGGGAAUUUCUAUAAAUUCUACAAACUAUAGACUAUAUACAGAAUACAAUGAACAGUUUAUAUUAGCAUCCAGAAACUCAAGAAGUGUUGUUUUUUCUAAAUGGCUAUUAAUUUAUUGUAGACUUUAGUGUAAAUAUUGUACUCCAUGUAUGGCCAUAUUAUAUGUAUAUUUAAAAGCUCUACAUAAAUUAAAUAUGUAUUCUAUUUCUGUUGAGAUAUAUGAGACAUUGACGAUCAAAGACCAAAAAAUUACUAGAUGUUUGUAGACUGAAAGAAACUGGAGGUCGUCUUCAGAGUUGUUAUUGUAUCCUCAACAAGAUAUUGUUAUUAUUUAUUGAUGUCAAAUUUUGAAAUUCCUAGGAUAUAAAUAUAUUAGAUUAGAUGUGAAAUUAUUAAUUUGAGUAUGUUAUACACUUAUAAAACAUUUUCAUAAUUUUCUAAGAUUCAAAGAAUAAUACGUUAUUUUAUUAUCAGUAAACUGAUGAAAGCUAAAUUUAGUAAUCAGUGCCUUAUUCAUUAGUUUGAAACUGAUAAAUUUAUUCAGAAUUGAGAUUAUCCUAUGUAUGUUGAUGUACAGUUGAUGGAAUAAUAAAUAAUUUAUGAAUAGUA